Messenger RNA from Leishmania braziliensis MHOM/BR/75/M2904, 579 nucleotides. RefSeq names its product putative amastin-like surface protein. The transcript has a single exon. Bases 1 to 579 code for a protein of 192 amino acids. The record is from RefSeq and is a predicted model, not a curated record. Lineage: Eukaryota; Euglenozoa; Kinetoplastea; Trypanosomatida; Trypanosomatidae.
AUGGAGUUCAAUAUAGCUCUGUUACUCUACGCGGUCCUCCAGUUCAUCGCGUUCUUCUUUGUGCUGGUGGCGACGCCCCUCGACAUGUUUCGCUUCCGUAUGAUCUUCUUCAACUUUACAGGCUGUAUGACAUUGUGGGGUUUGAAGAACACAUGCAACAGUAUAUCACACAAUAUCACGGUGUACAGGGUGUGGGCCGAUUGCCCUGGUCGCCUGAGAUUGUUCCGCGCUGCUGAGGCUCUCGCUAUUAUCUCCAUCUUCAUAUACGGCGCUGCGUUCGUCCUGGGCGUUGUUAUGCUGUUCUAUCGCCUUAUAUUACGCUGGAUAUGCCUUGGGCUCAACAUUGCUGGGGCCAUCACCCUGGGCUUUGUCUGGGCUACCAUGGUCAUAACGUUUCUUAGAGAUGACGAUGGGCCAUGCCCAGAUCUCCAGAGAUUUACACAAUACGGUGUCGGCUUCGCUCUCUUCGUGGUUGCCUGGGUGCUGGAUAUUAUCAAUAUACUCCUCCUGGUGCUGUCAAUAGGCACUACAAUUUCCACAGAAAGUGGCCAGGUAGAACAAAAAGAAGGAACAUUAUAG